AUGAACGGGCACUUGAACGUCUUGAGAUGGUCAAGAGAAAAUGGCUGCCGGUGGGAUAGCAACACUUGCACUUUUGCGGCUUCCAAUGGACACUUUCAGGUUCUCCGAUGGGCUCGAGAAAAUGGAUGUGCGUGGGACAAGGGAACCUGUUCCUCGGCAGCUCAAAAUGGGCAUUUGAGGGCUCUACAAUGGUCCCAUGAGCGUGGUUGCCCCUGGGAUGAGUCAACAUGUGGACGCGCUGCUAUGAAUGGACACUUGCAUAUCCUCAAAUGGGCUCGGGAACAUGGAUGCCCUUGGGAUGAGAGGACUUGUGCAUGUGCGGCCAUGAACGGACACUUGGAGGUGCUUAAAUGGGCACGCAAGCACGGGUGUCCAUGGGAUGAAAAUACCUGUGGGGGAGCCGAAGCCAAUGGGCACAAAGCAAUUUUGGAAUGGGCUCUCAAAAAUGGAUGCCCGAGCUGGGAGGGGCUAAUUGAUUCGAGGGACACCCCUACUGGGAGAGCGGGAAAUGCAAGUCGUAGGGAAAGUCGUGCGAGUCGUAGGGAGAGAAGUGCCAGUGCCAAUCCCAGAGAGCACAGUGCUACCGCCAGUGAAAAUACUCAAGGGGGUUGGGCCUGGUCUAUCGUAGCAAAGAUUCCACAAAUCAAGUUUGUUUAA
Seminavis robusta is the source of this 657-nucleotide messenger RNA. NCBI's taxonomy places the organism in Eukaryota, Bacillariophyta, Bacillariophyceae, Naviculales, Naviculaceae. The record is from the annotation of a GenBank genome assembly.